Messenger RNA from Trichoderma atroviride IMI 206040, 457 nucleotides. NCBI's taxonomy places the organism in Eukaryota, Fungi, Ascomycota, Sordariomycetes, Hypocreales, Hypocreaceae. The record is from RefSeq and is a predicted model, not a curated record.
UCCAUGGCGGCGACGCGGCGCUGAUGCUCUGCAGCCAUGGUGGGCGAUGGCGAUGGCGAUGGCGAUGGCGACGGAGGCCAGGAGAACGAGUGACGAGGAGCGAUUCUCUACGGGAGACGAGCGGCCGCGCUGGCCAGCUCGGAGGGUUGAAGACUCUCUAUUACUGGGCGCAGGGAGAGAGCAGCGGUCCUAACAUGGCGGGGAAUGGUAUGGCGACAGCCGGUAGGUAGGGAGGGAGCGAGGAGAGAGGGAGCAGCGGCAGCGCAGUGACGGCUCACGAUGCGUCUGUUGUUUUGUCUCGUCUUGUCUCGUCUCGUGCUGGGCUGGGCCGGGUCGAGCGCUCUGCCACUGUGUUUGUCCGUCUCUAAGCGCGCGACGGAUUCGGUGCCGGGUGCGGAUGCGGUUUGGAGAUGCGAGGCGGAAAAAAUAAAAAGAGAAAAUUAAAGACGCAGGUGCU